Populus nigra (black poplar) is the source of this 2569-nucleotide messenger RNA. RefSeq names its product pentatricopeptide repeat-containing protein At4g17616-like. The record is from RefSeq and is a predicted model, not a curated record. Bases 236 to 2341 code for a protein of 701 amino acids. Gene Ontology annotation, molecular function: protein binding. The transcript is spliced from 2 exons. NCBI's taxonomy places the organism in Eukaryota, Viridiplantae, Streptophyta, Magnoliopsida, Malpighiales, Salicaceae.
CUCAUGGGCUAUUAUUCUCCUUAAUACUUUGAUUUGAUGCGUUGCCAACUGCUAACCUCGUCUCUUCAACCGAGUUCUAUUUCCGGUGGGUACAGGGAGGGAAGUAACUUCUUGUGUUGAGUUUGGUGAUAUUUGAGAUGAUCCAUUUGAGCAGUUCUUUCUGGCUUGAGGGCUUCUUCUUUUUUAUUGGAACUAUUUUGAUGUGAGACGCAUUGCAGCUCAAAUGGUAAUAUAGAUGGCACUAAUUUUUUCAAGAAAAAUCCCAUUGAGCUAUGCAUUUGGAGUCUUUGUGCCUUCAGCUAUUCAGAAGACUGCCUUGAUUGCAGAUCACAGUGGAGAAUUUUUUUCCAAAAGAGUCUUUGGACAAUAUCAGCUUGUAGCUCUCCAACAUUUUUCGAGUGGUAGUGUUAGUCAGCCUGGAAGGAUAUGUUGGAGAGGUUCCUCUAAUGUUGUUCUUUUGAGGAAGCUUGAAAUUGCAUUGCGGGAGCAUCAAGUAGAUGAAGCUUGGGUAACUUUUAUUGACUUCAAGAAACUAUAUGGCUUUCCUGCGGGUUCCAUGGUGAACAUGUUAAUUUCUCGACUUUCCUAUUCAUCAGACCACCACUGGUUGCAAAAAGCGUGUGAUUUGGUCUUCUUAAUAUUGAAAGAAAAGCCUGGUUUGCUUCAGUUUCCAGUCCUGACAAAGCUCUCAAUCUCCUUAGCUAGAGCACAGAUGCCUGUUCCUGCCUCUAUGAUUCUAAGGGUGAUGCUAGAGAGGGAGAAUAUGCCCCCACUAACUAUACUAUGGUCAGUGGUUUCACACAUGGUGAAGACGGAGAUUGGAGCAUGUCUAGCAUCAAAUUUCUUGGUUCAGAUGUGUGAUUGUUUUCUACAUUUAAGCGCAAAAGGAAGUGUUCGUGCCAAAGUGGUAAAACCUGAUGCAAUGAUAUUCAACCUUGUUCUUGAUGCUUGUGUGAAGUUCAAAUCAUCUCUUAAAGGCCAAGAAAUAGUUGAGUUGAUGUCAAAGGUGGGUGUUAUUGCUGAUGCACACUCGGUCAUUAUUUUUUCCCAGAUCCAUGAAAUGAAUGGUCAAAGGGAUGAGAUCAAGAAAUUGAAGGAUCAUGUUGAUGAAGUGGGUUCUCCUUUUAUUGGUUAUUAUUGUCAGUUCUACGAUAGCUUGUUGAAAUUGCACUUUAAAUUCGAUGACAUCGAUUCUGCUGCACAGCUUUUGUUGGAUAUGCAUAAAUUCCAGGAGUCUGUUCCCUAUAAAAAACUUAGGAUGGACCAAGAAAAGCGUCUCCUUGUUCCAAUUGGAUCUAGCAAUCUCAAGACUGGCUUGAAGAUACAGGUUAUGCCAGAGUUAUUGCAGAAGGAUUCUAUCCUCAGAGUGAAACAUAAACAAGAGCUUGUAAUGUUUAGGAGUGGAAAGCUUCUCCUUAGUAACAGAGCCCUGGCAAAGCUUGUAAAUGGAUACAGAAGACAUGGGAGAACUACUGAUCUUUCAAAGCUUUUACUUUGCAUGCAACAGGACUUCCAUGUGCUUGGCCAGUCCAAUUUUUGCUCUGAUGUGAUUGAUGCUUGCAUUCGCUUAGGUUGGCUGGAAAUGGCCCAUGACAUCUUGGAUGACAUGGAUGCAGCUGGGGCUCCCAUAGGCUCUACCCUGCAUAUGGCACUCUUAACAGCAUAUUAUUGUAGAGAGAUGUUCAAAGAAGCAAAGGCACUGCUACGAAAAAUGAGGAAGGCUGGUUUUGUUGUAAAUUUGUCUGAUGAGAUGGUUGUCACUGCUUGUCUUUCAGAAGCAGCUAAUAAUGCAUCAUCUUCGUCUAGUAAAUCAGAUCUGAUAGACUUUUUAGUCCGAGAAAUGAGAGAGGAAGAGAAGGCCAUUCCUUCCGUGGUUUAUGAAUUAAAUUCUUCCAUUUACUACUUUUGCAAGGCCAAAAUGAUGGAGGAUGCAUUGAAGACGUAUAAAAGAAUGCAACACAUGAAAAUCCAACCAACAGUGCAAACUUUUUCUUAUCUGAUCGAUGGGUUUUCUUCUUUGGGUAUGUAUCGAGAUAUCACAAUCUUGUGGGGGGAUAUCAAGAGGAACGUGGGUAGCAAGGACUUAGAGGUGAGUAGGGAUCUCUAUGAGGUUUUGCAUUUGAACUUUCUCCGAGGAGGUUAUUUUGAGAGAGCAAUGGAGGUCAUUGGUUAUAUGAAAGAGCGUAAUAUGUACUGCGACAAGUGGAUGUACAAAGAUGAGUUCUUGAAGCUUCAUAAGAAUCUAUAUCGGAGUUUAAAAGCAUCAGAGGCAAGAACAGAGGCUCAAAGCAAGAGGCUUGAGCAUGUCAAGGCAUUUAGGAAAUGGGUUGGCAUUGAUUGAUAUCUAUAUUAAGUUUUCAAGUGCAUAGGGCAUCCAUUAAUCAAUGUCUUUGGUUGGCCUUGCAAAGCUGAAGCUUUGUCUUGCAUGAGUUUUGAUCCAUGGCAGCUGAAUGUGAAUGCUAUUUGCAUAAAUGAUGGCACUGCAAGUGAAUUCUGGGUCUAAUCGACCUGAUGUUUUACACAAGUCAUAAUCCAAAUUUUUUUUUAAAAAAAAUUAUAUUUGUAGACC